This is a messenger RNA of Oldenlandia corymbosa var. corymbosa, 3229 nucleotides long. NCBI's taxonomy places the organism in Eukaryota, Viridiplantae, Streptophyta, Magnoliopsida, Gentianales, Rubiaceae. The record is from the annotation of a GenBank genome assembly.
GGAAGAAAAUGUUAGAAUUACAUAAAUUAAAACAAAUAGGGCUUAAUUCAAACUCUCUUAAAAUUGAAAAUAAAAUCUUUCGAGGUAUAUUCGACAAAAAGUUAGGGCAAGGUUGUCAACUUUUUUUAACUCAAAUGACUAUUCUGCAAUAAGUUAACGAUUUGGGGCGUUUUUAUAACUUCCAAAAUUAGAAUGGUCUGAUUCUUCUCCUUCCUUUCUACGCCGGGAAACAGUCUCGGUCGACUUUUUUGUACCAACAAAAAAACCCCAAUCGUUUUCUUCCAAGGAUCUUCAGCAAUUGGGGUGACUGUUUUCUUCCAUAGAAACACACCCAUUUAAACCUAAAAAAGAAGUUUCUUUUUGCAGCUCUGGGUGGCUUCUCCGGGGUUAUACACUGGAUCCGCCCCUGCGGGAUGAUAUGCUCUGAUGUUGUUGAUUAUUUGUUUUCUUUUAUGCAUCAUUUUGCAACUUGGCUCUGGUUUGUUGCAAAUUUUAUCAUUUUAAAUUCUGAUGGCAGUGAUGAGACCGAUGGUGAUUUUUGCCUUUGAUGGGAAAAUUUGAAUUCAAAACUAUUUCAAGGGAACAAGUUUCUUCUCUUUCUUUGACUUUGGUUUCGCAUCAUUUUUGCAGACUCUGGCUUGAAAUCCGUUACUGACAGGAAUUAUUAUUCUGGACAUAGUGCACGGGGACUAGAGAAUUCUUUUGGCAUAUGUAAUAAUCAAUCUUCUAGUUGGGUAAAUCCAGAGAAGUUAGGCUGGGAAGGAUCUUCUCGUAUCGCCUUGUUGGGAAAGCUUGAAAAAGCUCUGAAGGAUCAUCAGGUGGUUGAAGCUUGGGAUGCGUACAAAGAUUUUAAACGCCUGUAUGGCUUCCCUGAUGCAUCCAUCAUGAGGCUGUUGAUAACUGAAUUUUCCUACUCCUUGGACUUCAAAUGGUUGCGCAGGGCAUUUGAUAUAGUUGUUUCAAUGUCAAGAGGGAAAUCAGAGUUGCCUAGACUUGAUUUACUAACUAAGCUCUGCCUUUCUUUAGCAAGGGCUCAAAUGCCUAUCCCAGCAUCUGUGAUUCUUCGAUUGAUCUUGAGGAAAAAGAAUUUACCACCAGUGGAUAUGCUUGGUCUAAUUUUUCUUCAUAUGGUGAAAACUGAUACGGGAACAAUUCUUGCAUCAAAUAUCUUGAGUGAGAUGUGUUGUCUUUAUCAACACAUAAUUGACAGCAAAUCUAACUAUGCAAAGAUAGUAAAACCUGAUACUUUGCUAUUCAAUCUUAUUCUCGAUGCCUGUGCAAGAAUGAAAUCAUCUGUGAAAGGUCAGCAGAUGGUGGAGCUGAUGGCACAAGUUGGAGUGGUGGCAGAUGCCCACAGCAUAGUCAUUAUUUCUCAGAUUUAUGAGAUGAACAAAAUGAGAGAUGAGUUGAAAAGGUUUGAGAGGCAUAUAGAUAGGGUCUCAGCUCCCCUUGUUUUCCAUUAUAGACAAUUCUAUGACAGCUUGCUGAGCUUGCAUUUCUUGUUCAAUGAUAUUGAUGCUGCUUCAGCACUUAUAACAGAAAUGUGUAGGUUUAAAGACUGUAAUCCAAGCCGAGAAGGUGACAGUGAACCCUGCUCAGUCCCAAUUGGAUCUGCCAGUCUCAAGAUGGGUUUAAAGCUACAGUUCUUGCCAGAACUUCAACUGAACGAUACAGUCAUGAAGGUUGAGGGAAAACCAAAGUAUGUUUUGCAUGAAAAUGGAAAACUUGCACUGAGCAGCAAAGCACUAGCAAAACUAGUCAGAGAAUACAGAAGUCGUGGGAGGAUUAAUGAACUUUCGAGACUUCUCAUUUGUAUUCAAAAUAAAUUAUGGGGAUCAGAAUCUGUCAAAUUGUCUCGUGAUGUGAUUAAUGCAUGCAUUCAUUUGGGAUGGCUGGAGACUGCUCAUGACAUUUUGGAUGACUUGGAAGGAAGUCCCAUCGACAUUAGUUUAUAUAUGUCCCUGUUGGAUGCUUAUUACAGUAGAAAAAUGUUCAAAGUGGGAGACAGACUAGUGAAACAAAUUAAAAGCAAUGGUCUAGGGGAAAGCCUAUCGCAUGAGAUGGCCAUUUCCGGACAAAAUUCAGAGUUGGAGAGCAGACGCACCUCACGUUCUGAAAAUGUAGGCUUAACUAGCAAAUCGGAUUUAGUCGAGUCUAUCAUCCAGGAAAUGAAAGAAGUGGAAAAUAUAUAUCAUGCUUCUGCUGUGAUUCAUCAGCUGAAUUCCUCUAUCUACUACUUCACUAAGGCAAAAAUGAUUGGAGAUGCCCUGAAGACAUACCGAAGGAUGCUGGAGAUAAAAGUUCAGCCAACAGUGCAGACUUAUGCGUACUUAAUAGAUGGGUAUUCUGCAAUGGGAAUGUAUCGAGAAAUCACUGUCUUAUGGGGUGAUAUCAAGAGGAAUUUGGAAAGAAGUAAUUCAAUGGUUUACAGAGAUUUAUAUGAGUCGUUGCUAUUGAACUUUAUUCGAGGAGGUUAUUUUGAGAGGGUCUUAGAGAUCAUUGCUUUCAUGACGGAGAAUCGUAUGUACCUGGACAAGUGGAUUUACAGAAAUGAGUUCUUUAAGUUUCACAAGGGUCUUUAUAAGAAUAAGAAGGCAUCAGAUACGGGAAAUGAGGUUCAAAUGCAGAGACUGGAGCAUGUUCAGACAUUUAGGAAAUGGCUUCGCGCCAGCUAGAUUUGUAAUAGGAAAUAUGUUGAUGUUGUUGCUGAAGAUGUGCUGAAGAUGUAAAGAAGAAAUGGUUAUAGCAGAACGACUUGAAGCUUUCCAGGAGAAUAGAGGUCAGUGCUUUGACUUGUCAGUCUAGCUAGGUUUAGUUGAAGGAUCGUAUAAAUAGGCCCGGAACAGUGCUGCGAAGGGCUAUCAAUUACUAAACCGAGCCUUUUUAUAAUCACAUUCUGCAAGAAAGCACUGCUGCAGGACCUGGCAGGAAUAGAGCUCUUUUUCCAAGGAGGGUUCAUGAGAUUAAAUGAACUCAGCCUUAUGAAGAAUAUGCGGGAGCUGUUGUUGUGGUCUGUUUUGUUUGGAUAACUCUGGCCUGCCUUAGAACGUAGAAGGGAUGAAUCAGGAACAAGCUAGCUGGUAAAGGAGCUGCCUCUUUGCGGCAACAUGCCGUCAGUCUAUUUUUGUUUUUAGUUUGAAAAAUGUUAUAUUACAUAUGUAAUGAGAAAUGUAAAAAAUUUUGUAGAAAAAAAGGGUAUGAGAAUGUGAAAAAAUAAUUUUAAACAAAC